Hordeum vulgare subsp. vulgare (domesticated barley) is the source of this 2692-nucleotide messenger RNA. Its product is annotated as probable receptor-like serine/threonine-protein kinase At5g57670. The coding region runs from base 367 to 2547 and encodes 726 amino acids. Gene Ontology annotation, biological process: protein phosphorylation. The record is from RefSeq and is a predicted model, not a curated record. Gene Ontology annotation, molecular function: protein kinase activity; ATP binding. Lineage: Eukaryota; Viridiplantae; Streptophyta; Magnoliopsida; Poales; Poaceae. The transcript is spliced from 8 exons.
GUAUAGAAGCAGUACAAGAGAACAGACUGCGCACAGGACUAGUAAAUCCACGGCGGCGCGGGUGGAUGCAGUCUCACGCCACGCCCCACCGUCGUGACUGUUAGUAAAACUCAAGUCUCAGCUCCCGCUUUUAAAAAAAUCGCCGCCCGCGCAGCCAGCUUGGAUGCCACGGCGACGGCGACCGCAGGCUACCCGCAUGGGCAUGGCGCCACCACCAUAUAACGCAACCGCCACCGUCCUUCUCCCUCCGUCUCCGAUCCAUCCAACAAACUGAAGCAGAGCAAACGGCUCGGUUCGAGAUUCGGCAGCAGGGCAAUUCGGUGGCCUGUGUCUGUGUGGCGUGCUUCUUGAUCAGGCGUCAGCAGCAUGAAGCACAGAUCGCCGAGGAGCCGGUGCGCGCCGCCGCCGGUGGGAGUGCCAGCGCGCGGCUGGGGCGGGAGGACGCUGCUGGUGGCGGUUCGGAGGGACGCGGCCGGGAGGGAGCUGCUCACCUGGGCGCUGGCCAAGGCCGCCGCCGGCGGCGACCGCGUUGUUGCCGUCCACGUCACGACCGCCGACGGGCUCGGGCCGGAUGAGAGGGGCAGAGCCGCCGAUUCGCUGGCCUCCGUGCUCGGCGCGUACGACGGCUUCUGCAAUCUCAACCAGAACAACCUGGAGCUCAGGGUCUGCCAUGGAUCAUCCGUCAAGAGGGCUUUGGUAAACGAGGCCAUCUCCUACGGCGCCGCGCAACUCAUCCUCGGGAUCACCAACAACUCUAGGCAUCUCGGAUUGUCUGUGGCCAAGUACUGCGCCAAGAGGGUCCCGCAGAGCUGCACGGUUCUUGCCGUCAGCAAUGGCGCCGUCGUGUACCAUGGGAACGCAAUACAGGAGGAGAUCAACCAAUGCUGCACUACAAUGUCACCCCGAAGAAACUAUUCUCUGGUGGCGGAGACACCACGAAGAAUCUACAGGAAGAUACUCGACGCCGCAGCGACUAUUGGGGAGAAAACUAAGGAUGACUCGGCCAUCGGCCAUCGCCGGUCCUUGCAGCGGAACAUGUCAAUGUCGAUGAGCGCCCCCGUCUCGCCAAAGGUAGCGGUAGCACCACCGACUCCGGUGACAUGUCACAGGCGGGAACUGCCGGAGGUGGCUGUCGGGUGGCCAUUGCGAAGGAAGGACAUCAUGCCUGCCUCGCCCGAGUGUUGGGAGAUGUCUGUGGUUGAGUGGGCAAUGCGGCUUCCAAGACGGUGUUCACUGCUAUCGCUAGUCAGUUCAGUCAAAACUUCCGAUCACCAGGCCACCUCUCAAUCAAGAAGCGAUUCGACAGAGCCGCCGUCUCCGGUGACCGAGGAAGCAGCGGAGUUGGUCUCGAUCAGAGAGAAGUACUCGUCAAUGUACACCAUGUUCAGUUACAGUGAUCUUGCGAGGAUCACCUCUGACUUCUCCCCAGAGAGGCUAGUGGGGAAAGGUGGUGCGAGCCAUGUUUACAGUGGCCGUUGCGAAGAAGGGAAGGAGCUGGCGGUGAAGGUCUUGAAAUCUUCAGCGGAGGUGAUGAAGGAGUUCGUCGCGGAGAUCGGCAUCAUCAGCUCCGUCGACCACAAGAACGCCAUGGCCCUCGUCGGCUUUUGCGCCGAGCGCGGCAAGCUCAUGCUGGUCUACGACUACAUGCGCAGAGGCAGCCUGGAGGAGAUCUUGCACGGUGAGAAAGAAUGCAAGGGCUCAAGGUUAGAUUGGCCGGAGAGAUUCAAGGUGGCCGUCGGAGUCGCGCGCGCUCUCAAUUAUCUCCACAGCGGCGGCGGCAAGCGUCCGGUGAUUCACAGGGACAUCAAGUCCUCCAACAUCCUCAUCUCCGAAGACUGCGAACCGAAGCUGUGCGACUUCGGCCUCGCGCUGUGGGCGGUGGACGCGGCGGCGCAAGUCACCGGUGACGACUUGGCCGGCACGUUCGGGUACUUAGCCCCCGAGUACUUCAUGCACGGCAAGGUGAGCGACAAGAUGGACGUGUACGCCUUCGGGGUCGUCCUUCUGGAGCUCGUCUCCGGGAGGAAGCCGGUGAGCUCCGCUGGCCCCAAGGGCCAGGAGAGCAUAGUGAUGUGGGCAAAUUCCAUCGUGCAAGGCGGGAAGCUGACAGAGCUCGUUGAUCCGAGCCUUCCGACGGACAGCGACAACGCCGGCGAGAUCGAAAGAAUGGCCCUCGCGGCUGCACUCUGCAUCCGUCGAGCACCGCAAGGCCGGCCUAGCAUAGCAAACGUCCUGAAGCUGCUCGACGGCGACAACGACGCCAUCCAGUGGGCGAGGUCGCAACUGGGUAUGCCCAAUGCCUGCGAAGACAACCACGGCGACCAAGAUUAUUACACCGCGGCUGCUUCGCCGGACAAGAACGACAUCCAAUCGUACAUCAAGCUCGCUCUGCUCGAUGACGACUACGAGUCCGUGGGUUGCGCCCCCGACUUCAUCGCCGGCAACAUGUCGCUGGAGGAGUACAUAAAGGGGAGGUGGAGCCGGUCGUCCAGCUUGACUGAAGACGGAGGCUACAACCGUGGUGGUAGUGCACGGAUUUUUGUGUAGAUACCAUCAGCAAUUCUUUUGAUUCUUUCGUUUAUGUGUAUAUAUGUUGAGUACAGUUUUCUCUUUCUAGUUACUAGGGUGGUUGCAAAUGCGAAUAUGCAAUUUCCCCUCGUGCAAUUUUGAUGUAGAUAAUUUUGAUAUUUUA